Hyaloscypha bicolor E is the source of this 1779-nucleotide messenger RNA. Its product is annotated as 14 alpha-demethylase. The transcript has 3 exons. Gene Ontology annotation, molecular function: iron ion binding; oxidoreductase activity, acting on paired donors, with incorporation or reduction of molecular oxygen; heme binding. Gene Ontology annotation, biological process: ergosterol biosynthetic process. The record is from RefSeq and is a predicted model, not a curated record. Lineage: Eukaryota; Fungi; Ascomycota; Leotiomycetes; Helotiales; Hyaloscyphaceae. The coding region runs from base 80 to 1651 and encodes 523 amino acids.
CUAAUCUCGAAAUCCCCAACGACCUCGCCACCGUCACCUCAGUCCUUCUCUUCGCCUCUUUUCGCAUCGCGCUUGCAAGAUGGGUAUCCUCGAGAUGAUUUCUGGGCCAUUGGCUCAGCAGAUUUCGCAACGUGGAACUGCUGUUGUGGUGGCUUCAGGGUUCGCCGCCUUUUUGGUCCUCGCAGUCGUGCUCAACGUCUUGAGCCAGUUGCUGUUCAAGAACCCCAAUGAACCUCCCGUGGUUUUUCACUGGUUGCCUAUUAUUGGCAGUACCGUUACAUACGGUAUCGAUCCGUAUAGAUUCUUUUCUGAGAACAGAGCGAAGUAUGGCGAUUGCUUCACGUUCAUUCUCCUCGGCAAGAAAACUACGGUAUAUCUGGGGAGAAAAGGCAACGACUUCAUUCUCAAUGGCAAGCUGAAGGAUGUCAACGCGGAAGAAAUUUAUACUGUCUUGACUACACCGGUCUUUGGAGAGGACGUAGUCUAUGACUGCCCGAACUCCAAAUUGAUGGAGCAGAAGAAAUUCAUGAAAGUUGGCCUUACUACAGACGCAUUUAAAUCCUACGUUCCCAUCAUUCAGGAUGAGGUUGAGACUUUUGUCAAACGAUCCUCAGUCUUCAAAGGCCAAAAAGGCACUGUCAACAUUUCCGAAAGCAUGGCCGAAAUCACAAUCUACACCGCCUCACAUUGUCUGCAAGGAAAGGAAGUCCGUGAUAGAUUUGAUGGAUCUUUCGCCGCGCUCUACCACGAUCUCGAUAUGGGCUUCAGCCCAAUCAACUUCGCGCUUCACUGGGCUCCUCUCCCCCACAAUCGCGCACGCGAUCAUGCUCAACGAACUGUUGCAAAGACAUACAUGGACAUUAUCAAGAGCCGUCGCGCCAACAAUGAGAAAGAGAAGCUUGAUAUCAUGUGGCAGUUGAUGCGCUCUACGUACAAGAAUGGAACUCCAGUCCCAGACAAGGAGAUCGCACACAUGAUGAUUGCAUUGCUUAUGGCUGGACAACAUUCUUCUUCUUCCUCGAGCUCCUGGAUCAUGCUCCGCCUUGCCUCUCGCCCGGAUAUCAUGGAGGAGCUAUAUCAAGAGCAAAUUGAGGUGCUCGGAGCCGACCUUCCUCCUCUAAGAUACGAGGAUCUCUCGAAACUCACGCUGCACAACAAUGUUUUGAAGGAAGUUCUUCGUCUCCACACUCCUAUUCAUUCCAUCAUGCGAAAGGUCAAAUCACCAAUGCCUAUAUCCGGUACGAAGUUUGUUAUUCCAACUACACAUACCUUGCUUGCAUCUCCAGGAUGCACAUCCCGCGAUGCAGAAUAUUUCCCAAAUCCUUUGCUUUGGGAUCCUCAUCGAUGGGAUGUUGGUUCAGGCGGCGUCAUCGGAACCGACGUUGAGGAGGAGAAGUUCGAUUACGGAUACGGACUCAUCAGCAAGGGAGCAUCGAGUCCAUAUCUUCCGUUUGGAGCAGGUAGACAUAGGUGUAUCGGUGAGCAGUUUGCUGUUGUGCAACUGUUAACGAUCACCGCCACUAUGGUGCGAAUGUUCAAACUCAGGAAUGUGGAUGGGAAGAAGGAUGUUGUGGCGACAGAUUAUUCGAGUUUGUUUUCUAGACCGCUAGCUCCUACCAUCAUCGAGUGGGAGAAAAGAGAUAAGGCAUAAUCAGGGUUGUAUGAACGUGGUGUUACGAUGUGCAUAGCUGGGCGUCUCUGGGUGAUGGGACAAAAUAAUACUUAAUACAAUGACUUUCGAAGCUUGGUUUGAGGCUUGCAAGAAUAUAGCUGAGGUCU